GUGAGUGGGCGUGCUUGUCUGUCUUCCAGGUCUGGUGACCCGGCCAGGGCCUUUGGCCGCCCAGCCACCCCCGCGGAGUCUGCCACAGCUGUGGUCUCAGCCGCGGCUGAGGGACUUCACCGUGGGGAGACCUCCCUUCCCUCCCGUGCCCCUGCCUGUCUCUCCUGAGGUGCUGGCUGCGCACCCGCCCCGGGCUUUACCGUCUCCGUGUCAAUCCCACAUGCUCUGCUCGGCUGCUCCUUCGCCAGCUUCCUUCAGGCUCCCCCGUGGCCUCCCCGAGCCGGCAGCACUCCGAAAGUCCUCCGGCUGGCGGCAGGGUCCGGGCGACCUUGCCUGUGUGGGGGGAAAUGACCGGCAGGCACCGCGCGCGCGGGCCUCGGGCGCCGCCAUCUUGGGGCCUGCGGGCGCCAUGGGGUCGUGGGCGCUGAGGGCCGCGCUGCUGUGCCUGGGCGGCGCCCUCGUGUACUCCAAGCUCCACACGCCCCACAGGGAUCGUCUCAUCCCGGCGCAGGAGCAGGCCAGCAAGCCAGGGCCGGAGGCCGGGGCCCCGGAAGAGGAAGAGCCCUUCACGAAGGGUUGUGGAAUAGCACCACUUAGGGGCGCAUUGGAAGGGUCUCGGAUCAUAGGAGGUACACGAGCUGCUGCUGGCGCCUGGCCGUGGCUAGUUAGCCUGCAGGUUCAAGACGGCGAUAUUCUUGUGCAUAUAUGUGGUGGUGCCUUGGUGAGAGACAGGUGGGUCCUCACGGCUGCCCACUGCACUAAAGAGGCUAGCGACCCUUUCAAGUGGAGAGCAGUGAUUGGAACCAAUGACCUCUCCCAUCGCCGCUCCCACAUCAGGAAUAUUCAAGUAGUAGCAAUCAUCAUCCGACCAGACUUCAUUCUGGAAACUUUCGUAAAUGAUAUCGCGCUGUUCCGUCUAAGGAAAGCUGUGAGGUAUAAUGGCUAUAUUCAGCCUAUUUGCCUACCUUUUGGUGUUUUCCAAAAACUGGACCAAAACACAGAGUGUUUUAUAAGUGGCUGGGGAAGAACCAAAGAACAAGGCAAUGGUACAAACAUCCUACAAGAAGCAAAAGUGCACUUCAUUUCUCGAGAGAUCUGUAAUUCUGAGAGAAGCUAUGGAGGAGUGAUCCCUAGCACCUCCUUCUGUGCAGGUCACGAGAAUGGGACCUUUGACACUUGCAGGGGCGACAGCGGUGGCCCACUCAUGUGCUAUUUACCGGAAUACAGGAGAUACUUUGUGAUGGGCAUCACCAGUUACGGCCAUGGCUGUGGCCGGAGACAUUUUCCCGGUGUCUACAGUGGCCCGGCCUUCUUCCAGCAGUGGCUCACAGACCAUUUCUCACGGGGCAGUACUAUGCGAUUGUUCCAUACAGACGUGGUGCUGGGCCAGAUCCUCGUGGCUUUAGGCCCUGUCGUCCUUCUAGGAGUGCUAUAAAGACGCUGCAGACUGUCAGUCUGUCUCUGCUGUGUUCUACACAAGGAGAUUGUUCUUCCGUGGUUUGUUGUAGUGUUCUCAUGUCAGCAUUGUUUCUUGAACAAUGUCAUAGAGGACUGUGACAGAUACACAGUUGUGAAUUUUGGCACAAAAUCACGUGCCUCCUUAGAGCCUGAUUGUUUUGUUAUUUAAUUGUAAUUCUGUAUUUGGAAUACUCUCUUAGAGUUUGUAUAAAUUAUUUAGUUCACUAUGUACUAUGUAUAAAUUAUUUAGUUCACUAUGUAUAAAUGUCAAUAAACAGUU
This is a messenger RNA of Myodes glareolus (Bank vole), 1738 nucleotides long. RefSeq names its product transmembrane serine protease 12 (gene Tmprss12). NCBI's taxonomy places the organism in Eukaryota, Metazoa, Chordata, Mammalia, Rodentia, Cricetidae. The record is from RefSeq and is a predicted model, not a curated record. Gene Ontology annotation, biological process: proteolysis. Gene Ontology annotation, molecular function: serine-type endopeptidase activity.